Suhomyces tanzawaensis NRRL Y-17324 is the source of this 2049-nucleotide messenger RNA. It is a transcript of the gene ENP2, whose product is annotated as ribosome biosynthesis protein. Gene Ontology annotation, biological process: maturation of SSU-rRNA from tricistronic rRNA transcript (SSU-rRNA, 5.8S rRNA, LSU-rRNA). The transcript has a single exon. Gene Ontology annotation, molecular function: protein binding. The record is from RefSeq and is a predicted model, not a curated record. Lineage: Eukaryota; Fungi; Ascomycota; Pichiomycetes; Serinales; Debaryomycetaceae. Bases 1 to 2049 code for a protein of 682 amino acids. Gene Ontology annotation, cellular component: nucleolus; 90S preribosome; small-subunit processome.
AUGGUGUUAAAAUCUACGUCUGCUGGAAAUGUGUCGGUGUACCAAGUCGCCGGUACUAAUGUAUCCAGAGCCUUGCCCGACUGGAUUGCAAAGAAAAGAAAGAGAGCAUUAAAGAACGACGUGGAGUACCAAAAUAGAAUCGAACUUAUUCAAGAUUUUGAAUUCAGUGAAGCAUCCAACAAGAUCAAAGUAUCUCCAGAUGGUCAGUUUGCCAUGGCUACAGGUACUUAUAAGCCUCAAAUUCAUGUUUACGAUUUUGCAAAUUUGUCUUUGAAAUUUGAUAGGCAUACUGACUGUGAAAAUGUUGACUUCAUAGUGUUAUCCAACGACUGGACUAAGUCCGUUCACUUGCAGAACGAUAGGUCUAUCGAGUUCCAUACCAAGGGAGGUAUUCAUUAUAGAUCCAGAAUCCCAAAGUUUGGUAGAAGCAUAGCAUACAACUCCUCCAACUGUGACUUAUUGAUUGGAGCAUCCGGAAAUGAAUUAUACAGAUUGAACUUGGAUCAAGGUAGAUUCUUGAACCCUUAUGUUCUUGACACUGAAGAGGGAGUGAACUCUGUGGAUAUUAACUCUGUGCAUGGAUUAAUUUCUGCAGGCUUGGAAGACGGUACGGUGGAGUUCUGGGACCCCAGAAGUAGACACCGGGCUGCCAAGCUUCACGUGGCCGAUGUCUUGGGAGAGAAUACCCAAGUAACCCAAGUAAAAUUCAGAAAUGAUGGGUUAAACUUCGCAUGUGGUACCUCAAGUGGUAAGUCACUCAUCUACGAUUUGAGAAAUUCUACUCCAUCUAUUGUAAAGGACCAAGGGUACGGCUUCGAAAUCAAAAAGAUCUUGUGGUUGGAUGAAAAUAAGUCGGAUUCAAAUAAGAUCUUGACAUCUGAUAAAAGAAUCGCCAAGAUUUGGGAUAGAAAUGAUGGUAAGCCUUUUGCUUCAAUGGAACCAAGUGUUGAUAUCAAUGAUGUCGAAUAUAUAAAGGAGUCAGGAAUGUUCUUCAUGGCCAAUGAGGGUAUGCCAAUGCACACAUACUACAUCCCCGAUCUCGGUCCUUCUCCAAAGUGGUGUUCAUUCUUAGACAAUGUUACCGAAGAAUUGGAAGAAAGACCAUCGGAUACCGUUUACUCCAACUAUAGAUUCAUUACCAGAGAUGAAGUUGCCAAAUUGAACUUGGCUCAUUUGGUGGGCUCCAAGGUCUUGAGAUCCUACAUGCAUGGUUUCUUUAUAGAUACCGAGUUAUACGAUAAGGUUAACUUAAUUGCCAAUCCUAACUCCUACCGUGAUCAAAGAGAAAGAGACAUCAAGAAGCAAAUUGAGAAAGAAAGAGAAUCCAGAAUCAGAUCCACUGGUGCUGUUACCAACACUAAGAUUAAGGUCAACAAGGACUUGGCAACCAAGAUUCAAUCGAAGUCUGGUGAUUCUGUUGCUGAAGGUAUUAUUAAUGAUGAUCGUUUCAGUGAAAUGUUCUCCAACCCAGAUUUUGCUAUUGAUGAACAAUCUCACGAAUAUAAACAACUUAAUCCUGUUCAAUCCACUAAAGAUAUUACAACUGAUAGACCUAGAGGGUUAACGGCAGCUGAAGAAUCUGACGAAGAAAGAAUGAGAGGUGACAAUGCCAGCGAAUCCGAGGAUUCCGAAGAAGAGUCUGAGGAGGAAGACCAAGAGUCCAAGGCUCAAAAGAACCAAAGGGUCCAAAAGGAAAUGGAAAGAUUGCGCAGAAAGAAGCAAGAAGAGGCUGACGCAAAGAAAUUUAUGAAUGAAAUGAAGGUCAGAACUGAAGAAGAACCACAUCAAAAACAAUCAGAAUCCUUUGGAAGUCAAGUCAAGAAAAUUAACAAGAUUUCCAAGGACAGAAAUGACGGUUCCAGAUUGCGUCGUCACGCUAGAGGAGAGGCUGAAUUGACCUUUAUCCCUAAGAAAGAACAAAAGAAGAAGGAGGUCAAGUUCAGAGCCGAUGACGACGAAGAUCCAGAGAGGGCCCAGAACAGUGGUAGAACCAAGCAAAGAUUCCAAGGACGUAGAACUGCUUCGAAGAACUCUUUCCGUGGAAUGUAA